Phymastichus coffea is the source of this 1060-nucleotide messenger RNA. RefSeq names its product transcription cofactor vestigial-like protein 4. The transcript is spliced from 4 exons. Lineage: Eukaryota; Metazoa; Arthropoda; Insecta; Hymenoptera; Eulophidae. The coding region runs from base 432 to 1001 and encodes 189 amino acids. The record is from RefSeq and is a predicted model, not a curated record. Gene Ontology annotation, molecular function: transcription coactivator binding. Gene Ontology annotation, biological process: negative regulation of DNA-templated transcription.
CGCUGUCAAAACAGCGUAGCAGUGGUACAGGUAGCGCAGACUCGAGUCGAGAGAGCGCGCGGCAAGCGUUCGCCCGCCAGUCUAUGUAGCGGAUCGCCGCAACUUGCACGCGCUCUCGCUGUGUUCCUCUAGUCUACUCAUCGCUCCGCAGUCUCUCCGCUAUCGGUCCCCCUGCGCGCCAACGUUCUUUCUGCUGUGCAAGAUUGCGCGCGCGCGCUCCACAUUCCACAGUUUGCUGCAGUUGUGCGUGAUUUUUCUGGUUUUUUGAAGUACUCCAGGCCGAUCACGAGCUGGGUACUGCUCCUGACUGCGCUCAAUAUCCUACAGAGAGAAAGUCAAUCCAGCCAAAGAGAGCGACUGUGACAUUCCAGAGCAGCAGACUCGGCCAAAGAGCUGAAGGAGGCCGGCGGACCGAGCGAGUGGAGGCGAGCAUGUCCGCGGUGGAGAGUGCCCUCGAGGUUCUGUCCAGGGCCGCCACGAUGGUUCAAGAGGAGCGGCCGAAGGGCGCGCCGGGCCUGCAGCGCAAGCCGAGCAGCGCCUGGCGCCGGGAGCGCAGGCGCGACCCCAUCCAGAGCGAGGCGCUGGACAUGAGCAGCGGCGCGGCGGCGCGGCAGCCCGGCGCCCGGCCCAGCGUGAUCGUGCCGGUGACGAGCGCCGCGCCGCAGGCCGCGCCGGGCCUGCUCUCGCCCGGCGGCGGGCCCGCGGCGGCGCCGCCGGCCGACCCGGCCGACGCGGCGGCGGCCACGCCGGCGGGGGGCGCGCGCGGCCAGCGGCGCGCGGGCGUGCGCAGCGCCGGGGUGCCCAGCGACCCGGCCAUCGACGAGCACUUCAAACGCUCGCUCGGCCUCAAGGAGUACGCGGCCGUGUUCGACGCCAGCGGUCGGCCCAACGCCGCCGCCGACAAGGAGCCCGGCCUCACAGUGGACGACCACUUCGCCAAGGCGCUCGGCGAGACCUGGACGAGGCUGCAGGCCACCAGCCGCGGCAAGCAGUCCACGUAACUCGGCGGCGCGUCGCCCGCCUCCUGUAAAUUGCGGCCUCGCACCUCGCGACAUCUCCA